UGCAGUGUUGGUCAGAAAAAACUGCAAUUAGUUUUGCUAUCAAGCCAUUGACUUCAAAGGCAAUAAUGAAGGAAAUCAAAUGGUAUAUGCUAUUUGAUACCGAAGCCAUUCUGGGGAGAAUCAAUAGAUCAUUUAGUUAAAUACCUUGACUAUUGAUCACUCUUACACCAAAAUCACCUUACAAGCUCAGGCCUCCUUUUCCUUUUGUCUGGACCAAGGAGCAAGUAUUUGUCUUCAAAAGGUCAGGCAGUUCUGAAUCUUUAAGGAAGUAAAAAUCAGCCAUUUUCAGAGAUCUAGCUAGCCAUGGCUAGAAACCAACUUGGAGUUCUUACUGCACUGGAUGCAGCAAAGACACAAUGGUACCAUUUCACAGCAAUUAUAAUUGCAGGGAUGGGUUUCUUUACUGAUGCUUAUGACCUGUUUAGCAUCUCUUUAGUCACAAAAUUGCUUGGUCGUAUUUACUACUACGUUGAAGGAUCUACAAAGCCCGGAUCAUUGCCUCCUAAUGUGGCAGCUGCUGUUAAUGGUGUGGCCCUUUGUGGCACUUUAGCUGGUCAGCUUUUCUUUGGCUGGCUUGGUGAUAAAUUAGGUCGGAAACGAGUUUAUGGACUUACCCUGAUGCUUAUGGUGGUCUGUUCCCUUGCCUCCGGGCUUUCCUUUGGAGACUCUCCAAAGGGUGUCAUGGCAACUCUUUGUUUCUUCAGGUUUUGGCUUGGUUUUGGAAUUGGUGGUGACUAUCCCCUCUCAGCCACAAUUAUGUCUGAGUAUGCCAACAAGAGGACUCGUGGAGCAUUUAUCGCCGCAGUUUUUGCAAUGCAAGGAUUUGGAAUUUUGACAGGUGGGAUUGUUGCUCUUAUUGUUUCAGCUGCAUUUGAUCAUGCGUACAACGCCCCUCCAUAUGACGUCGACGCAACAGGGUCAACUGUACCUCAAGCUGACUAUAUUUGGCGUAUCAUUCUGAUGUUUGGAGCAGUUCCAGCUCUCCUCACUUACUACUGGCGAAUGAAGAUGCCAGAAACAGCCCGUUACACUGCCCUCGUAGCCAGAAACGCAAAACAGGCUGCUUCAGACAUGUCCAAGGUCUUGCAAGUGGAUCUGGAAGCUGAAGAAGAGAAGGUAGAGAAGAUAGGAGCAUCAUCAUCCAACUCCUUUGGUCUAUUUACUUGGGAAUUCGCCCGGCGCUAUGGAGUACAGUUGCUUGGGACAACUUCUACUUGGUUCCUAUUAGACAUUGCCUAUUACAGCAACAAUCUGUUUCAAAAAGACAUCUUUACUGCAAUUGGCUGGCUUCCAAAACCUGCAACUAUGAAUGCAAUUCAUGAGGUUUAUCGGGUUGCAAGGGCGCAAACACUUAUUGCACUUUGCGGCACUGUUCCUGGAUACUGGUUUACGGUGGCUUUAAUCGAUUAUAUAGGCAGGUUCACAAUUCAAUUGAUGGGCUUCUUCUUCAUGACCGUUUUCAUGUUUGCUCUUGCCAUCCCUUACAAUCACUGGACACAUCACCACACCGGAUUCCUUAUCAUGUAUUCAUUGACCUUUUUCUUCGCAAACUUUGGACCCAAUGCCACCACAUUUGUUGUGCCAGCUGAAAUUUUCCCUGCAAGGUUAAGGUCAACAUGCCAUGGGAUAUCUGCAGCAGCUGGAAAAGCUGGAGCCAUAGUUGGUGCAUUUGGGUUCUUGUAUGCUUCCCAAAGCACAGACCCAUCACAGACUGAAGCAGGUUACCCACCUGGUAUUGGAAUGAAAAAUUCACUAAUUUUGCUUGGUGGCAUCAACGCCCUUGGGAUAUUUUUCACUUUCUUGGUGCCUGAGUCCAAAGGAAAAUCGUUGGAAGAGCUAACAGGAGAAAAUGAAGAAGAAGCCGACGAGAUCCAGCCGCCAUCUUCUUCUCAGACAGUUCCAGUCUGAACUAGCAAAGUUAAACCACAAUGUUUCAGAUCAAAACAUACUGUAGAUAUGCCAAAAACAGGACCCUAAAAGGCGAUGGAAUUGAAGAACUAGAAUAAUAAUGUCAGUGGUAAUGAUAGUCCAAUACUUUAAUUAUGUUACUUGAAAAAAAAAAAACAAACUUUAAUUGUGUUUUCAAUAAUGAUGUGAAUGUGAUAUUGAACCUCUCCUUCCUCCAAAUCAAAAUAUGAUGUGAUGUUAUCUGUAACUGGUAUUCAAGA
Durio zibethinus is the source of this 2168-nucleotide messenger RNA. The record is from RefSeq and is a predicted model, not a curated record. NCBI's taxonomy places the organism in Eukaryota, Viridiplantae, Streptophyta, Magnoliopsida, Malvales, Malvaceae.